Molecule: messenger RNA, 6793 nt
Organism: Diabrotica virgifera virgifera (western corn rootworm)
Lineage: Eukaryota; Metazoa; Arthropoda; Insecta; Coleoptera; Chrysomelidae
Gene: Al
Product: homeobox protein aristaless
Exons: 4
Coding region: 141-902 (253 amino acids)
Biological process (GO): regulation of transcription by RNA polymerase II
Molecular function (GO): RNA polymerase II transcription regulatory region sequence-specific DNA binding; DNA-binding transcription factor activity, RNA polymerase II-specific
Source: RefSeq, a predicted model, not a curated record
AAACCGACCAGUUGCUUGCAGGUUGUGAGUUAAGACUGUUAUAAUAGUUGUUGGUGGUGUUGGUUUUUGUUUUGUUUUUUAAUUGUAUUGUGCUCGUUACGGCCCUGGAAUCGGCUUCUACUGAAAGCAACCCUGAUAUAAUGGGAGUGUCUGAAGAAAUAACGCCGAACGCGGGAAUAGAGCCCAGACCAUCAGGUCCGGAACAAAGUGACGGUAGUGAUCCGGAACCUGAUGAGUUUGCUCCCAAGCGAAAACAGAGGAGGUACAGGACGACAUUCACUAGUUACCAGUUAGAGGAAUUGGAAAAAGCAUUUUCUAGGACUCAUUAUCCAGAUGUUUUUACAAGGGAGGAAUUAGCUAUGAAAAUUGGACUUACUGAGGCCCGAAUACAGGUUUGGUUCCAAAAUCGGCGGGCCAAAUGGAGAAAACAGGAGAAGGUCGGUCCAUCAGGUCACCCCUACAAUCCUUAUCUCAAUCCAUCCGCUCCAGGACCAUCUCCUCCAGUUGUUGCACCGACGCUGCCCAAUCCUUUCAAUCUUCCGUUUGGCUUAAGGAAACCUUUUGACUCCCUUACAUUUCGUUAUCCCCCCCACGUCCUUCCAGGAUACCUUCCAUCACCACAGUCGUACCACAGGGGUGGGCCUCCUCUGCUACCUCCUUCAAUGGGAUUGUACCCUUCGGCCAGCUCCUUCCAGACUCUUUUAGCAAAUAUAUCAGCUGCGCAACGGCCGAAGCAGGAAUUCACGGCUUCACCACCAUUGAGUCCUGGGUCGUCAGGAUCUGGGGUAACACCUCCCGACGUGGAUAGGCGCAGUUCUAGUAUAGCCUCUUUAAGGCUUAAAGCUAGGGAACACGAAAUGAGGCUAGAAUUGCUAAGACAGAAUGGUGAUUUAAUUAGUUGAAGUGACUUUCAUUUACUUUCGAUAGUACCUAACUUUUUUCUUGUUCCUUUUAGAACUUCUGACACAUGGAGUACAUGAAAAUAUACAAUAUGAGUAAUAUCAGAAAAAUCUUGUUUUAAAUCAAGUCCUGAUAUUUUCCAUGUCGCAGUGCGUGUAUACAUUUAAUUAUUUUUCAUUUCCUGCUUUAUAAUCAACUUUAAUUUUAUUUUUAAAUAAAAUUCAGUAAUUUAAAUAGAUAUUAAAAUUCAAGAGAAUUCAUGUUACUGAUAUUUGAUAUAUUUUAAUUAAUAAAAUUGUAAUUUAUACUUAUUUUUUGAUAUUUUUUAAAGAAAAUUACCUGCAUAAUUUUUAUUUAAAAUUAAUUUAGUCCAGAGAAAUAAGAUUUUUCUCUUGACAUAUCCCCUCCAGGCCGAAACCAAAUUUUUUGGGUAGUACGGACAUCUAUAAUAUUAACCUAUAUGUUUCCUGCAGCCGAUUUUGAUGAUAUGCAUAGUUAUAAACAAAUGAAGAUAAAAAAACGGCAAAUUUUCGGUUUUUUCGUCUAUAACCAAAAAGUUAAGCAUUUUAAACAAAUUUGAGAGUAAGUAGCUCAUAAAUCGUAUAAAAAAUUGCAAUAUGGCUUCGCUGGAUAUGUCUAUCCUUAUUGGUCGCUUAGAAAAUUGCAAGAUUUAUCAUAAAUUUUGAGUUUUUAUAAAUAUUCAUACCUUAUGUAAACAUUAACUUAGAACCUUCUUGUUACACGAAUUGCUGAGACUUCUAGCGCUUAAAAUAUAUUUUAAAUUUCAAAGCAAUUGGUCGAAGAGUUUAAAAGUUAUUUAAUUUGUUUAUCUCAAAUUCAUUUUUUUGCAACACUAUAAGUCAGAAAAUUAUGAGGUUACAAUAAGACUUCUGACAGUUUAUGGAAGAAAAACAUUUAUACUAUUGACCCUAUUAAAAAAAUGACAAAAAGUAAUUUUAAACAGUGUAAAAUUAUUUUGCAAAAACACGUCGAUUUUUUGCUUACUUAUAAACAAUUAGAAUAACUUUUUAACCGUUACCCGUAAAAAAAUUAUUUUUUAUAUUUGGAAAGACUGAAUUUUUAUACACAUUUAGAAAGAAAAACAAUUGUUCUAGGACAAUUAGGGACGAAGUUAGCCCCCCUUUUUUUAAUUCGCAUGGUUUUGCAAAAUAAUUCUGCAGUAUUUAGAAUUAUUUUUUGUAUCAUUUUUUUUAAUUAAAUUAAUAGUAUAAAUCUUCUUCUUUCAUAAACUAUCCAAAGUAUUAGUGUAACCUCAUCAUUUUCUGACUUAUAGCGUUGCAAAAAAAAUUAAUUUGGGAUAAACAAAUUAAAUUUUAAACUAUUUGACCAAUUGCUUUGAAAUUUAGGAUAUAAUUUAAGCACCAGAAGUCUCAGCAUUCGCUGUAUUAAGAACGUUCUGAGUAAAUUUUUACAUAAGUUAUGAAUAUUUAUAGAAACUCUAAAUUUAUGAUUUAUUUUGCAAUUUUCUAAGCAACCAAUAAGGAUAGGCAUAUUCUGCGAACGCCAUAUUGAAGUUUUUUUAUACGAUUUAUGACUUUCUCACUCUUAAAUUUGUUUAAAAUACUUAACUUUCUGGUUAUAGACGAAGAAAGCGAAAAUUUACCGUUUUUUGAUCUUCUUUUGUUUAUAACUAUGUAUAUCAUCAAAAUUGGCUGCAGGAAACAUAUAGGUUAUUAAUAUAGAUCUCCAUACUACUCAAAAAAUUUGGUUUCGGCAUGGAGGGGGUUGUGUCACCAACAGGAUAUUUUUUCCCUUAUUUCUCUGAACUAAUUAGGGACAUUUCAAAAAUGAUUCUCCAUAUAUUAUGUAGACACUAUUUAAAAAUUAUUUAAUAAACAUUCUUUUUCUAUUUUGAAUGCAAGACAAUUUUGUUAUUUUAGAUUAUUAUCACAUUUUUAGGUUUUAUUUGAAUACUUUGUUAUAAGUUUCCUUUUCAAUGAGCUUUUUGUCUUUUUAUUUAUAAUGAACGCCUCAGUAAAUCGUACUAGGAAUGAUCUCUUGUAUUAAGUUUCAAUAAAGGAAAUAACAAAACAAGUUUUCAGCUAUAACUGAAUAUAUUUAAUUAAAUUGACAAUUAAGAAUUAAACCAAACCUAAUUCUAUAUUUUUAUUAUUUUUUUCAUGCUAUUGUGGAUAUUAAGUGCCUUUUCCUUUUUUGUUGUUUUAUGUUAGUAUGCAAUGUAUUUAGACGAUUUUUCUAAUACCCCACCUAAUCAUAAAACAAUUUAUUAUUCUGCAAAUCUUCAAUAGGUUACUGGCAGACUUUCUCUUAUACCUUCUAACUCGCAGGCAAAAGGUCAAAUUGUUGCUCAUAAAUUUAUUGAUGGAAUUUUUGACCAUACAUUUGAUGUUUCUACACGCACCAAAGUGAAGUCACUGUUUGUCAACUUGGCCUAUACUGGGCUAUCCUUAAUCAGCCCUUUCCGAUUAAGAAAAAGAAAUUAAAACAUCUAGAUGAAUUCCACAUCCCUGAUAAACUGAUAAGAUUGGUUAAGGCUACAAUGCGUAAAGUUGUGUGCAAAGUCGAAAUACAGGGCGAACAAUCACAGGCGUUUGAAGCGCAUGUUGGGUUGCGACAGGGAGAUGCGCUGGCGUGUCUCUUCUUCAAUGUAGCUCUGAAAAAGGCGGUCAGAGAUGUCCUAAUAGACAACAGAGGAAAUAUUUUUAAUAAAUCAUCCCAAUGUUUGGCAUAUGCAGAUGACGUGGACCUAGUUGCCCGCACAACAAGCAAGCUAGAAGAAAUGUAUACCACCUUCUCAAGUGCCCCAAAAAUAUGGACCUGCAAGUAAAUGAGGACAAAACUUAGAUGAUGGCAUCAACACCCAACGAUAGAGCCAGAAACAUCGGUCAACAAUUCACGGUUGAUAACUCUACCUUUGAAGUGGUGGACAAAUUCACAUACUUACGCUCCCUGAUUACCAAGGAGAACGUCAUGACGGAAGAAAUCAAGCGAAGGAUAAUCCUAGCAAACAAAUGCUAUUUUGGACUGAGUAGACAUAUGAGAAGCAGAAAUUUAAGCCAAAAAACAAAAAUAACCAUAUAAAAAACGCUUAUACAACCAGUGUUGACACAUAGAUCAGAGGCAUGGACCAUUUCCAAGGUAGGUGAACACCUUCUGCUUAUAUUUGAACGAAGAAUAUUCGGUGGCAUCUGUGAAAAUUGUGUCUGGGGGAGGAGGUACAACUACGAGGUAUACCACAGAUAUAAACAAAAUUUUUUUGGUAAAGACGUAGUAUCUCUUAUAAGAAUAGGAAGACUAAGAUGGGCAGGGCAUCUAGGAAGAUCACAGCAGAACAACAGAACAACCCUCCUAAAAGAAUCCUUAUGUCACAACCUGUGGGAAGCAGAAAUAGGGGUAGGCCAAAACUCAGAUGGAAGGAUGGUGUGGAUGAGGAUGGGAGAAAACUAGGCGCAGCAAACUGGCAACGGUUGGCAAUGGAGAGGACUGACUGGCGUAAUAUACUUGGGAAGGUCGAGGCUCUUUCAUAGGGCUGUAGCACCAUUUAUAAUGAUGAAUUAGAACAUCUAUUGAAAUUUGCACCCUAAUUGAAUGAGAACAUUCAUGGAUCCAAGGUAUUUUAUAAUUCCUCUACCUACACAGUGGUAAAUAAAAUUGUGAUAAAUACUGAAUAGUUUUCAAUAGAGGAAGGUUUUUCUUAUUUACCGCUUACUUGAUUUUUGUGACAUGUUCGUUUUCUCUUUUCACUGAUUCAUUUGUCAUGAAGCAUGAAGCUCCCGAUUAAACCAAAAAUAUUGAACAGAAAUGUUGAGUUUUAUGUAUAAAAAAAAUUAUUUUAUCCUUCUUGACUAAAAAACCUGAAACUAAAGAUCCAGUUUACUUUUCAGGCAUUUAAUAAAGAAAUAGUAUUAACAGCUUAAAAAAAUAGCAAGAGAUCGUACCUAAAAUUUCAAACUUUUGGUAAACAUAAUAUUUGUUGAAAUAAUAAUUUGUAUGCUAUCUAUGGUAAAACUGAGAUAAAUAAUGUUUCAAAAGGUAAAGAAACGUUGAACAUUUAUGAUGACCUUUUAUUAAAACACAGUAAAUAUUAUUCAAUGUAGGAUGACAUCGAAUCCGAAAAAUCAUUUUUUAAAAAUUGUUUUACCAUAGAUGGUACAUUGUAAAUGUUUUUUACGUUUUAUCUUCAACAGAAAAUGUAUGUUUUAGCUUUGGAUUUACAGACUGUAAAUAUUAUACUUAAAGUAUUAUGAAAUGUCUUAUUGACAUUACUUUGUAAAUAAUUAGUGUUUAUAUUUAUAACGAAUUGUACUAGGAUGACAAAUUGUUUUAUGUAGAUAUUAAAAUGUUUUGUAAAGAAAACAGAGUUACAACGAAUCAAAUUCGUUUAUGAGAUGGAUUAUCCAAAAGAGUACUACUUCUUUAAAUAAUUUUUCCAUCAAUUUAUUUUUUGAAAUACAAUAUGUGAAGUAGUACAACUUUUACACCGCACACAUCUUAUGGAAAAUAUAAUGUCACUCAAAUGAAAUAAAAGUUACAUGAAUAGAUGCGUCCUAAAAUUUCAAUAAUUGGAUACCAUUGCGCCAACUCUGAAUUUUGCUUAAUUAGGGCGUUAAUUGUAAUUCAAGUUUAUCGAAGUCGCAUUUUUUAUUUUUUUUUAUUUAGCUAAUGCCUCGACAACUAAUGGCCAUUGGCAUGGCAGGUACGGUAAUUUUGAACAGUUAGAUACCUAGUGUGAUGUGUAGUGUGUGUGUUGAGUAAGUGUCUUGUUACUUUGAAAAGUCGACGUCAUUGUCUUUGCAAAGAGACGCUAAUUGUAUCCGAACGUCUGCGGUCCCUCCGGUGAGUACCGAUCCCACAAGGACAGAAACUACUUACCUACUUUAUUAUCAAUAAUAAUAGGAAAAGAUAAGAGAACAUCUACCUUAAUCCAUCAGAAAGAUUUAUGGAGUAAGCGGAUCACAAGAUCUUUUUUCUCUCUUUGACACACGUACAUUCCUAUUCGAUUUUAGAUUUAUUUUUAUCAAUUUACGCUCUUGUUAAUCAAAAUACAGAGUUGGCGCAAUGGUAUCAAAUUAUUGAAAUUUCAGGACGCAUCUAUUCAUGUAAAUUUUAUUUCAUUUGAAUGACAUUAUAUUUUGCAUAAGAUGUGUCCUUUGUUAUUUGUGUUUUAUUUUGACUAGACGUGACUAGACCGAGCUAGAUUCUUCCUCCUUCCUAUUUUGGUUUGUUGUUGCUUGUUGUUGUUGAUGAUGGCUCGUAUUGUGCCGAAACACGUUUAAAGUUUUUAAACUUGUAAGUAAUGAUUUUAAUAAAUUGAAUUGUGGUUCAUCUUAUGUGCGUCGGCGCAAAAUUUCGGCUCCAAAUCUUUUUAAAUGCAUUAUUUUUUUUUCGAAUCCUGAGAAAACUAAUAUUUUUAAAAAAAUUAAACGAAGAAUGAAAUAUUACAUUAUUACCGAGGGCCGUAAGCAGUCCGCUAGAACAACCAAAAAGUUUCUUUUGAAUGAGAUAAGUAUUUGAAAUUAAAAAUCACACUAAAUUUUCUGUUUUUUUUUCACCCCUGUAACUUAUUAAAAUAAAUAUUAUAGUAGUUUUCAGGGACUUUCGGCCCUCAGUAAUAACGUAAUCUUUCAUUAUGUUUUUAAAUUUUUAAAAAAUGUUUGUUAGUUUUCUCAGGAUUCGAAAAAAAAUUUAAUACAUUUUUUGAGAGUUUUGAGAGAGUUGUUAUUAUAUUAUAAUGGUCGUUUAUACAAAUUAAUAACUUUAUACGGUGUGAAGACUAUUUUAAAAACUAGAUUGAAACUCUGUUUUUUUUGUUUUCAAGAAAAAUUGCAAUAAUUGAACUAUAAUGUAACGAAUCCGUCCAAAUUGUGUUACUGUACUAAAUAAUGUGAAUAAAUAUUUUUUAAGAAAAUAA